CGCAGAUUAGAAACCACCCCAACAAACCCGAAUGAGGCAUUCUACUUUUUUCUUUCUCGCUCUCAUUGCAGCCAUCGUCCAGGCCGUGCCAGCCGCAGACCUCACAAAGCCACCUGCGGGUACUUGCACCAUUAGCGCUGUCGCUGUAGAUGCGCCAGAUGUCGACACGGAUGGGAGUGGCUGCAGGGCUGGGACUGUCGGCGUCGCAUUUUCAUCUGACAAUUCCCUCAUGACGAUUCUUUUCGACGACUUCAAGGCCGCAAUUGGGCCGAAUGCGGGCAGCACCAAAAAGCGUGCGUUCUGUCGAGUCAACGUUACUAUGGCCUCACCUGGGUGGGCGUUUGAUGUCAGCUCAGUGGACUUCCGAGGCUAUGUGAGGAUUGCGCAAGGUGUUGAUGCUAGUAUUGUGAGUAGAUGGAAGUGGAUUGAUAGUAAAGGGCAGGAUAUGAAGGGAAAGGGAAAUAUCAACAAAAAGCUCGCCGGGCCUUUCGAAGACGACUUCCUCCUUCAUAAAGAUGGAGAGUUAUCAGACAAUGAGGCAUCUGUUUGCUCAAAAGCUUCCGCAAGGUUUCAGCUCAGUAUUUCCGCUUCUUUGUCGGCAAGUGGUUCGAGUUUGUCAGGACUAGUGCAGGGUGAUGCAGCAAAUGCACAGUUUGGCGAGGUGCUUAAUCUUGGGUGGAAGAAAUGCUAA
Messenger RNA from Lindgomyces ingoldianus, 691 nucleotides. RefSeq lists its product as uncharacterized. Bases 32 to 691 code for a protein of 219 amino acids. The transcript has 2 exons. The record is from RefSeq and is a predicted model, not a curated record. NCBI's taxonomy places the organism in Eukaryota, Fungi, Ascomycota, Dothideomycetes, Pleosporales, Lindgomycetaceae.